This is a messenger RNA of Dunckerocampus dactyliophorus (ringed pipefish), 1400 nucleotides long. It is a transcript of the gene drg1, whose product is annotated as developmentally regulated GTP binding protein 1. NCBI's taxonomy places the organism in Eukaryota, Metazoa, Chordata, Actinopteri, Syngnathiformes, Syngnathidae. The transcript has 10 exons. Bases 68 to 1168 code for a protein of 366 amino acids. The record is from RefSeq and is a predicted model, not a curated record. Gene Ontology annotation, cellular component: cytoplasm. Gene Ontology annotation, molecular function: GTP binding; GTPase activity. Gene Ontology annotation, biological process: cytoplasmic translation.
GUUUGCGGGGACGUUGACGCCUGCGUCGUAGAGAGCUGUGUGUAGUGUGUUGGGACAGGACGCCAUCAUGAGCAUACUUGCAAAAAUAGCAGAGAUUGAAAAUGAGAUGGCCAGGACGCAGCGGAACAAGGCCACCGCUCACCACUUGGGUCUGCUCAAAGCACGUCUGGCCAAACUGAGGCGGGAGCUCAUCACGCCAAAGGGAGGCAGCGGUGGUGGCACUGGAGAAGGUUUUGAUGUGGCGAAAACGGGUGACGCCCGUGUUGGCUUUGUCGGUUUUCCAUCGGUGGGCAAGUCGACACUGCUCAGCAACCUGGCAGGCGUGUACUCUGAGGUCGCCGCUUACGAGUUCACCACCCUCACCACGGUACCUGGAGUCAUUCGCUACAAAGGGGCAAAAAUUCAGCUUCUGGAUCUCCCCGGAAUCAUUGAGGGGGCCAAAGAUGGCAAAGGCAGAGGCAGACAAGUUAUUGCAGUUGCUCGAACCUGCAACCUCAUCCUGAUCGUGCUGGAUGUUCUGAAGCCUCUGGUGCACAAGAAGCUAAUAGAACAUGAGCUAGAGGGCUUCGGAAUUCGACUGAACAAGCAGCCGCCCAACAUUGGCUUCAAGAAGAAGGACAAAGGCGGCAUCAACUUCACAGCCACUUGUGCACAAAGCGAGCUGGAUGCUGACACAGUGAAGACGAUCUUGUCAGAGUACAAGAUCCACAAUGCUGACAUCACCCUCCGCAGCGACGCCACAGCUGACGACCUCAUCGAUGUGGUUGAGGGGAAUCGGGUCUACAUUCCGUGCAUUUACGUGCUCAACAAAAUCGACCAGAUCUCCAUCGAGGAGCUGGACGUCAUCUAUAAGGUCCCGCACUGUGUGCCCAUCUCGGCCCACCAUCGCUGGAACUUUGAUGACCUGCUGGAGAAGAUGUGGGACUACCUAAAGCUUGUGCGCAUUUACACCAAACCCAAAGGCCAGCUUCCGGACUACACAUCUCCUGUGGUUCUUCCUGACCAGCAUACCGCAGUGGAGGACUUCUGUCUGAAGAUUCACAAAAAUCUCAUCAAAGAAUUCAAGUACGCGCUCGUGUGGGGAUCGUCUGUAAAACACAACCCUCAAAAGGUGGGCAAGGACCAUGUGAUGGAGGACGAGGACGUUAUCCAGUUGGUGAAAAAGUAAAGAAUUCCACAAAGAAAAAUCCUAUUGCAUGGUAUCACAAAGGCAGUCAAUCACAUCAUUCUUGUCUUGUGCUUCUCAGUAUUUCUCUUAAAUUAAAAUGACAUGAAUGUGCAUGUCACAGAACCCGUCAACAGCAGGAUUAGUUCAUAUUGAAUAUUGGUUAAGGCUUGCAUUGACAUGAAAAAAAAAUAGCAAUAAAAACAUAUGAGUCUCAAACCUUUGCAAAAAUGGC